AUGCGCAGAGUGACAAAAGAUCAAAAUGACAAGGUAUCUGUAGAAUUCACGGAUAUUGGUGAACAUGCUGGUCUUGGGUCCGUUACACUGUCGUCAUUUCUAGGUCCACUUGUGAGGGAACAUGUUCCAGUACUUCUUGACGAUCGGAGGAAGCUUGACAAUUUGACGAAGGCCAUACUAUGGGAGGAAAUUCAGGGGAGGUUUGAUUUGCGAGAGGAGUGGCAAAAGGAUGUUGUUUUCAAGCAAAUGGGAUGCCUGUGGAGGUCUUCUAAGUCUAGACUUGUAUGA
This is a messenger RNA of Microthlaspi erraticum, 288 nucleotides long. The record is from the annotation of a GenBank genome assembly. NCBI's taxonomy places the organism in Eukaryota, Viridiplantae, Streptophyta, Magnoliopsida, Brassicales, Brassicaceae.